AUGUCAAAGAGGCUGUUAGUAUUCGGAGGUAAUGGUUUCUUAGGUAAACGAAUCUGCCAAGAAGCAGUAAAUAAGGGUUUCCAAGUGACUGCUUUAUCGAGGUCUGGUUCUCCACCGAUAUUGACAAGUAUGGAGGAUAAACUGUGGAUUUCAGAGACCAAAUGGGUUAGUUGUAAUGUUUUUGAUCCUUCUACGUAUUCGCAUUUAUUAGUUGAUAAACCACACGUCGUUCACUCAUUAGGUAUAUUACUUGAAAAUGAAAAUUAUAAAAAAAAUGUAAGAGGUUCACCUAAUAUCAGAGCACUUUUCACUUCUUCGUCAUUAUUCCAAUUGCCAAAUCCUCUACUUAAGAAGGAUUCUAAAUUCUCCUAUGAAUGGAUGAAUAAGAGAAGUGCGAUGAUCCUAGCUGAUGCCUAUAACUCCAUAUCGAAUAAGAAUACCAAGAAUGGCAGUGUUUUACCUUCUUUCACAUACAUUAGUGCUGAUACUAAAUUUCCACUAAUACCCGAAGGUUAUAUCCACUCUAAAAGAGAAGCAGAAGAAUAUCUAUUGAAUAAGAAGAAUCAGUUCAGAUCUAUUAUACUUCGCCCAGGGUUUAUGUUUGAUGAAAUCAAGGGUUCUACAGAUACCAGAAGUUUUAUUCAGACUGGAAUUGAUGUUUUAAAUUGUGGAAAUAAAUUACUAUUAAACAAUAAAUUAGAUUGUAUAAAUCAAAUCACAAGGCCCACAAUUUCUACACAACAAGUCGCUAAAAAUGCAAUAACUAAAAUUCAGGAUAAUGAUUUCAAAGGAGUAGUAUAUUUAGAUGAAUUAAUAAAAAUAUAA
Tetrapisispora phaffii CBS 4417 is the source of this 825-nucleotide messenger RNA. It is a transcript of the gene COQ11, whose product is annotated as ubiquinone biosynthesis protein COQ11. Gene Ontology annotation, cellular component: mitochondrion. Gene Ontology annotation, molecular function: protein-containing complex binding. The transcript has a single exon. Lineage: Eukaryota; Fungi; Ascomycota; Saccharomycetes; Saccharomycetales; Saccharomycetaceae. Bases 1 to 825 code for a protein of 274 amino acids. The record is from RefSeq and is a predicted model, not a curated record.